This is a messenger RNA of Colossoma macropomum (tambaqui), 3867 nucleotides long. RefSeq names its product complement C3-like. The record is from RefSeq and is a predicted model, not a curated record. NCBI's taxonomy places the organism in Eukaryota, Metazoa, Chordata, Actinopteri, Characiformes, Serrasalmidae. Gene Ontology annotation, molecular function: endopeptidase inhibitor activity. Gene Ontology annotation, cellular component: extracellular region. The annotation marks the transcript as partial. The transcript has 29 exons.
CGGACCUUCAGCAGAGAGGGGUGUGUGAGAUUUGUGUGUAUUUCAGCUGUAGUUCUGCUCAGUAUUAAGCAUUUAUUCAGACACAGGCAGGAUCAGACAGGCAGGAUGGUGCAGGUGGACCUGCUGUGGAUCACUGCUGCUCUUCUAUCUUCACCACUGCUCACACUGUGUGACCCACUCAAUGUUCUGUCUGCCCCGAACAUGCUGAGGGUGGGCAGCUCAGAGAAUGUGUUCGUGGAGGCUCAGGAUUACGCUGGAGGAGAUCUCCCAGUGAGGAUUGUUGUAAAGAAUUUUCCACAGAAAACCAUAGAGCUGGAAUCUAAAUCGGUGGUCCUCAGUGCUGGAAACGACUACCAGGCACUUGUAGCCAUAAAGAUUGCUGAAAACAGGGAUGUCUUCACUGAUGACCCCUUAGAGAAGCAGUACGUGUACCUGCAGGCCCACUUUCCCACCAGUGUGCUGGAGAAGGUGGUCUUGGUCUCCUUCCAGUCAGGCUACAUAUUCAUUCAGACAGACAAGAGCAUCUACACACCCAGCAGCACAGUUAAAUACAGAGUCUUCUUAGUGAGAUCUGAUCUGCAGCCAUUUGACCAGACUGCAGUCUCUGUUGAAAUCAUAAAUCCUCAAGGUAUCACAAUUGAACGGGACAUGUUCUUCUCCAAACAAGGGACUCUGACUGGGAAGUAUGAUAUCCCUGAAGUUGCCAGCCCUGGAAUAUGGACUGUAGCAGCACGUUACAAGAACUUCCCACAGAAGAACUUCACUGCUGAGUUUGAAGUGAAAGAAUAUGUGCUGCCAACCUUUGAGGUAACCUUAAAUCCAUCAAAGUCUUUCUUCUAUGUUGAUGAUGAUCGCCUUCAAGUGGACAUCACUGCCAAGUAUCUGUUCGGGAACAAAGUGGAAGGAAGUGCAUUUGUGGUGUUUGGUGUGAUGCAAGGUGACAGCAAGACCAGCCUGCCAGCCUCUUUAAGAAGAGUGACAAUCAGGGACGGAGAAGGACUUGUAACACUGACUCAAGAGAUGAUCCAGAAAACUUUUCCAGACAUUAAACAGCUGGUUGGAAGCUCUUUGUACAUUUCAGUCAGUGUUUUAACAGAAACUGGUAGUGAAAUGGUGGAAGCUCAGAGGAGGGGCAUUCCGAUUGUGACGUCCCCUUAUACCAUCCAAUUCAAAAGAACACCCAAAUUCUUCAAACCUGGAAUGCCUUUUGACGUCACGGUUUAUGUGACAAAUCCAGACCAGACACCUGCUGAAAACGUUGAUGUUAUAGUCAACCCUGGAGGUGGGAGGGGUCGAACCAAGGCCAAUGGCAUGGCAAAGGUCACAGUCAACACCGAAGCAGGAGCCAGGAGUCUACAAAUUAAUGUAAAAACCAAUGAUCCAGCCAUAUCAAACAACAGACAGGAUGAAAAGCAAAUGACAGCUGAAGCCUACAUUACUAAAGGAGGCUCCAACAAUUACCUUCACAUUGGUGUUGAUGCUGAAGAACUGAAAGUUGGUGAUAAUAUGAAAGUUAAUCUGAACUUCGUCAGAAGCCCUGGUGUCCAAAAUCAAGAUUUCACUUACCUGAUCUUUAGUAAAGGACAGAUUGUCCAAAUGAACAGAUUUAAAAGGCAAGGACAAUCUCUAGUGACUCUACCAGUACUUAUCACCAAGGACAUGCUUCCUUCAUUUCGUGUGGUGGCGUAUUACCAUGUCAGAGACUCUGAGGUUGUAGCUGACUCAGUCUGGGUUGAUGUAAAGGACACCUGUAUGGGAACGUUGCGAGUGGAAGUAAAGGAACCCAAGGGAUCAUAUGAACCUGGGGAGCGGUUUGGUCUUAAAAUUACUGGAGAUCCUGGUGCCAAGGUUGGUCUUGUAGCUGUGGACAAGGGUGUCUUUGUCCUCAACAAGAACAGACUCAUACAGGGCAAGAUUUGGGACCUCAUUGAGAAGCAUGAUACUGGUUGUACAGCUGGCAGUGGUAAAGACAGUAUGGGGGUUUUCUAUGAUGCUGGUCUGCUGUUUGAGUCAGACAAAGCAGGAGGAACCAACUCUAGGACGACAACUGACUGCCCCGCUCCACCAAAGAGGAAGCGAAGAGCUACAACUGUUCUACAAAUCAUACACACACUGACUGGAAAAUACAGUGGUGAUCAAAAGAAAUGUUGCGCAGAUGGACUGAGGAAGAAUCGGCUGGGCUACACAUGUGAACGGAGAGCUACAUUCAUCACUGAUGGUGCAGAAUGUGUCCAAGUCUUCCUGCACUGCUGCAAGGAGAUGGAGGCACACAGGCUGGAGAAUACAGAAGAGGAAAUGCUGCUGGCUCGCAGUGAAGAAAAAGAUUAUCUACACUCAGAUGAAAUUACCUCACGUACACAGUUCCCUGAGAGCUGGCUGUGGGAGGACAAGGUGUUGCCAGGCUGCCAAGCAGAUCAAUGUGUGACAACAACCUUCAACAUGGACAAUAACUAUUUGAAAGACUCCAUCACCACCUGGCAGAUAUUAGCCAUCAGUCUGUCUAAGACCCAUGGUAUCUGUGUGGCUGAUCCUUUGGAAAUGAUUGUUAAAAAGGAUUUCUUUCUGGACCUGAAGUUGCCUUACUCAGCAGUGCGUAAUGAACAACUAGAAAUCAAGACCAUUCUGCACAACUUCUCUAAUAAGAAACAUAAGGUGCGUGUGGAAUUCACAGAAACGGAGAAUGUCUGCAGCGCAGCCAGCAAGAAGGGCAAGUAUCGCACCACAGUUAAUGUUGAAGCACAGUCCUCCAGAUCCAUCUCAUACAUUAUUAUUCCCAUGGAGCUGGGCAACCACUGGAUUGAGGUGAAGGCUGCAGCCCUUGGUUCACCAGCCAGUGACGGAGUAAAGAAGGCACUGAAGGUGGUGUCUGAAGGUGUGUUAACUACAAUUGAGGAGAAGAAUGUGGAGCUCAACCCCUCUAAAGUUCCUGGUGGAGUUCAAGUUGUGCGUGUGAGGAGUGACGUACCAUUAUGGCAGAUUCCAAACACUCCUGCAAAUACAUACAUCACCUUGUCUGGUCAGGAGGUGAGUCAGACAAUUGAGCAGGCCAUCAGCGGUGACUUCAUGGGGCGUCUGAUUGUGCAACCUGGUGGCUGUGGAGAACAGACCAUGAUCUCCAUGACAUUGCCCCUCAUUGCCACACAGUACCUGGACACCACCAAGCAGUGGGAGGGAGUGGGCGUCCACCGUCGUGCCGAAGCGGUCAGACAUAUCCAGACAGGUUAUGAACAAGAGCUGACUUACCGUAAAGAGGAUGGAUCCUAUGCCGCUUGGAUAAACAGGCCGAGCAGCACAUGGCUGACGGCGUAUGUGGCCAAAGUCUUCGCCAUGGCCAGCAGCCUCAUUCCCAUUCAGGAGAAUGUUCUCUGCAGCGCUCUUAAGUGGCUGGUUCUGAACGCACAGAUGCCAGAUGGCAUGUUUAAAGAAAAUGCUCCUGUGAUCCAUGGGGAGAUGGUCGGAGAUGUGCAAGGAAAGGAUGCGGAUGCAUCUCUGACAGCAUUUGUCCUGAUUGCCAUGCAAGAAGGAAGUGAACUUUGUGCCAAGUCUUUCCCUAGUCUUGCACAGAGUAUGCAGAAGGCCAUUGAGUAUCUGGAACGCAGAAUUCCCACAUUGACAAAUCCUUAUGCUGUUUCUAUGACUUCCUAUGCCAUGGCCAAUGCUGGCAAAUUCAACAAAGCUCUCCUGAUGAGGUAUUCCUCUGGAGAUGGUGCUUAUUGGGAAGUCUCUGGAGGACACCACUUCUCCCUGGAAGCCACAGGUUAUGCUCUGCUGGCUCUGGUAAAGGCGAAGGAGUUUGACGCAGCAGGGAAAGCAGUGAACUGGCUCAACAGGCAGACCAGUCCUUAUGGAAGUAGUGGCACCACGCAG